CUUUUUUCUUGUUCUUCUUCUCUACCAAUUUCAGCUUUCUUUCCCUGUGAUGACUCUUGUUCUUCGUAAUUCCUCGCCCACCACCAUGGCCAACUUCUCCUCCAACCAGAUUCGCUUUCUCCUCAGUUCUUUGAACGAAGUCAACUUUGACUCCGUUUUCCGCCAACUCUCUCAGUUCACAGAAUUUGGAACCGCUGGAUGCAUUUUGCUGCUUCAAACUUGCUUGGAUCACUAUGACUAUGUCAGAAGAGAUAUGGAAGACACGCAGCAUGAGCCAAUUCUUGGGGCAGUCAUUAAGCACCUCUUGGGCAAACUAAACUUCAGUACAGUGUUUUCUGAGUCAAUGAGGAAUAUAGAAAUUAAUGAAAGCUUUUUAGAAAGUUUUUGUAACAGAUUGCAGUUAUCUUUAUUGGAAAAAAUUGUCAUCGGUCUUGCUUUAUCUGAUUCUGAGAAUCCUGAUGCCAGGCUGUGUGGCAAAAUUUUCUCCAUAGCUCGGAUUGAGGAAUUGUGUGCCAACCCUAGUUCUUUGAGUUACCAUGAGCAAAUUCACAAUAUUAUCAUGUUCCUAAAGCAGUCUGAGGGUCUUUCCAAGCAUGUGGAUUCCUUUAUGCAGAUAUUGUCACUUGUCCAAUUCAAAGAUACACCACCUUUUUUCUUGACUCGAUUGCUUCCUGAUGAGAUGAACGAGGCUGAUUUUUUAAGGUUGAAUAUGGAGUUGUUACAUGACAGUGGAGAAAAUGAUUUUGAUGCUAUUUUAGCAGACAUACAGAAGGAAAUUAACAUAGGAGAUAUCGUGAAGGAACUAGGCUAUGGUUGCACGGUUGAUGUCUCAGGGUGCAAGGAGAUACUCUCGCUCUUCUUACCUUUAACUGAUAAUGCGCUAUCUAAAUUGCUUGGCGCUAUUGCUUAUAGUAAUACUGGGCUGGAGGACAACCAGAACACAUACUUAACAUUUCGUGCAGCCCAUGGAUACAAUGUGUCUGAGUUGCCGCUUCUGAACUCUUGGAAUAUUGAUGUCUUGAUAGAUACAGUGAAGCAACUAGCACCACAAACCAAUUGGAUACGCGUUAUAGAAAAUCUUGACCAUGAAGGGUUUUUCCUUCCUUGUGAAGAAGCAUUCUUUUUUCUCAUGUCAGUAUACAAACAUGCCUGUAAGGAACCUUUUCCUCUCCAUGCCAUAUGUGGAUCUGUUUGGAAGAACACUGAGGGUCAACUGUCUUUCCUUAAAUAUGCUGUAUCAGCACUACCAGAAAUGUUUACCUUUGCACGCUCAGGAAGACAGCUGGCAUAUGUUGAUGCAGUUAAUUACCACAAGCAUCAAAAUGAACAUGCAAAUAAUGCAUGGCUGUGUCUUGACCUUUUAGAUGUCCUCUGCCUGCUAGCUGAGAAGGGUCACACCAGCAUUGUUCGAUCCAUCCUUGAUUAUCCCCUUAAACACUGUCCUGAAGUCUUGCUUCUUGGGAUGGCACAUAUAAAUACUGCCUACAACCUCUUGCAACGGGAAGUAUCUCUGAUUGUGUUUCCCAUGAUAGUAAAAAGUCCUGCAGGCAGUGGGAUCAUUCUGCAGCUUUGGCAUGUUAACCCCAAUCUGGUCUUGAGAGGGCUUAUGGAUUCUCAAAACAAUGAUGCAGACAGCAUUAUAAGAAUUGUGGACAUCUGCCAGGAGCUAAAGGUUGUUCUCUUGUAA
Molecule: messenger RNA, 1687 nt
Organism: Glycine soja
Lineage: Eukaryota; Viridiplantae; Streptophyta; Magnoliopsida; Fabales; Fabaceae
Product: CCR4-NOT transcription complex subunit 1-like
Exons: 8
Coding region: 50-1687 (545 amino acids)
Biological process (GO): nuclear-transcribed mRNA catabolic process, deadenylation-dependent decay
Cellular component (GO): P-body; CCR4-NOT core complex
Molecular function (GO): molecular adaptor activity
Source: RefSeq, a predicted model, not a curated record